Molecule: messenger RNA, 1570 nt
Organism: Elgaria multicarinata webbii
Lineage: Eukaryota; Metazoa; Chordata; Lepidosauria; Squamata; Anguidae
Product: transmembrane protein 121-like
Exons: 1
Coding region: 1-948 (315 amino acids)
Source: RefSeq, a predicted model, not a curated record
AUGGUUCCUCCCCCACCCAUUAACAAGCCCCAUGUCUGCCUAUCUACUACACUCAUCAUGAGCAGCAUGGUAUUGAUGGACGCCUACCUGGUGGAACAGAACCAAGGCUCCAGAAAAUUGGGCAUUUGCAUCAUGGUCUCCGUCGGGGACAUCUGCUUCCUGGUGGUGCUCAGGUACGUGGCGGUUUGGGUCGGGGCCGAGGUGAGGACUGCCAAGAGAGGCUACGCCAUGAUCCUUUGGUUCCUCUACGUCUUCGUGCUGGAGAUCAAAGUCUACUUCAUCUAUCAGAACUACAAGGCCGACCGCAAAAGCUUGGACCUCAUGGCCCGCAAAGCAUUGACCCUGCUGCUGUCUAUCUGCAUCCCAGCCCUCUAUGUGCUGCUGGUGGCUACAGAGCACAUGGAGUACGUCAGGACGUUCAAGAAGAAGGAGGACCUCCGCAACCGCCUCUUCUGGGUCAUUGUCGACAUGUUGGAUGUGCUGGACAUCCAGGCCAACCUCUGGGAGCCCCAGAAGAAAGGGCUGCCCAUCUGGGUAGAAGGGCUGAUGUUCUUCUACUGCUACAUCUUGCUCUUGGUCCUCCCUUGCGUCUCGCUGUGUGAAAUCAGCAUGCAAGGGAUCAGCAUCGUGCCCCACCGCAUGAUGCUCUAUCCAAUGCUGAGCAUGCUCACCAUCAACAUCACCACCAUCUUCAUCAGGGGGAGUAACAUGGUGUUCUUCAGGGACAUCCGCGUCUCCGGCAUCUUCAUGGGGAAGAACGUGCUGGCCAUCGUCCUCAAGAUCUGCAUGUUCGUGCAGUACAGGAAGCAUCUGCACCACGCGCCGGCAGGAUCGGGCACCGCGGACCCUCAACACAACGCCGCGUCCCAGGUGCAGCCGGUCAUGCAUCUCCUGAAGCCCCAGAACCAGACUCCCUGCCCUGAGGGGCUGGCCCAGGAGAACACAUGACACGGCGCGCGUCCACAUGCUGGGUGACAAGCAACACCUUCUGUCCGUGAUCUUUAGGUUCAAAGGCAAAGAGGAACACAAUCCACUGAGCCCCACAUGGCCAGUGGUGGCCCUUCCGGGACGUUUGUGAGCGACUCCUUCCCUCCCUCCCCCCCCCCCCCCCGCACAGACACGCCCGUGCCCUGGGAUUGCCCUGGGCUGAGAUCAGAUUGCUUUGAGAGCGACCCAGCCUUGAUGCCAAGGUGCAAACUAGCAGGCCGUAGAGACCGAUGAAUGGGUCUCCGGGAGGGUAGCAGCCGCAGGAUCAAUAUACUGCUUGACGGAGAGCAGGUAGUGGCAAAUGAGCCGCUCCCCCCUUUGCCUCUCAUGUAGCCCGUCAUUUCGGUAAAAUGGAAGAUGUCUCGGAAUGUAACCUAUUUUGUCGCCUGGGGUAGAUGUGGGAAUAUCGGGAAAGCUCCUGUUGGAUACGCCAUUUUACUGUUUUCAUGACCUUCCUUUCUGGGAUGGUUGAAAGGCUGCUGCCGGCCCUCUAUCCUGGGGAGUGCCUGGGAUGAAGAUGUACAGCAUCCUACCCCAACCUGGAACCCACCAGACAUUUUGGAUGACUACUCCCAGUGUUCUU